AUGUCUUCCCACGCCCCGUUCACCGCCUUCACCAAGCCUACCGCUGUAAACACUGCCGCGCAGAAGCACCCACCCGUGUCGCCUACCACUCUCCAGAACGCCUCGCCAACCCUCAAGAAGCGCAAAGCGGAGGCACCCGGUAGCGUCGACCCCAACGACCGCGCUCCACUCGAACAUCUCGAUGGCAACCGACAGCGGAAGAAGAAGAUGCCCAAUCACAAUGGCGCGCCAUCUAAAAACUUACCUGCCUCCAGCAAUGACCCAACGGACCAAGUUCCCAAUGCGGACCAGUCAGGAGCAGACUCAGUCACGUUCAAGCGCGGGAAGAAGUUUCUGCUGCCGGGGUCAAACGGAGGGCCCAAGGUGUACAUGAGUUGGGAAAAGAAAAACAUGGCCAAGGACCUACAAGCCGCCAUCCAGAGGCGUGGUUUUUUGGCUAGUUUUGUAGCGGGUCAGAAUAUGAAGGAGAUUCCGAAAAGAGAGAUGAUUGAGGCUUUCAUGGAGUGGGACAUGAACAAGCUUAGCACCGAACUAAAGCUAGAGCUAGAAUCGCGCGGGUACGCUUUCGAAGGGUGUAUGAGCCCCGAAGAGGUGGUCGCGUUAUUCCGGAAAGUUGAACACCACAUGGAAAAGUGGGGCGUCCAAUACUCUCCUGCUCUCACCGAAUUCGACUUCGAGGCCGCCAACGAGAAGUAUCGAGCAAUGGACUACCUCCAGCUGCUCUAUUAUGUCGAAGAAAUGUGGGAUCAUGCGCUGCAGCAGUUCCCCGGGAGGGAAUGGUUGAUUGCUCGUGCAGUCACAGACGAGUGGGCCGAGCUGAUCCCCGACACGAACCCUGCCAAGGCCUAG
Mytilinidion resinicola is the source of this 849-nucleotide messenger RNA. RefSeq lists its product as uncharacterized. NCBI's taxonomy places the organism in Eukaryota, Fungi, Ascomycota, Dothideomycetes, Mytilinidiales, Mytilinidiaceae. Bases 1 to 849 code for a protein of 282 amino acids. The transcript has 3 exons. The record is from RefSeq and is a predicted model, not a curated record.